Molecule: messenger RNA, 1668 nt
Organism: Styela clava
Lineage: Eukaryota; Metazoa; Chordata; Ascidiacea; Stolidobranchia; Styelidae
Product: WD repeat domain phosphoinositide-interacting protein 4-like
Molecular function (GO): protein binding
Source: RefSeq, a predicted model, not a curated record
GUAUAUUUCAGAUUUCUGGAUUUUUAUAACUUGAUUAGGAAAUACAUAGCCUAUUAAUUUUAUUUAAUCAAGUCAAGUAUGGAAAUGGCGGUGAAUGGUGUGAAAUUCAAUCAAGAUAGAAGCUGCUUUAGUUGCGCUAUGGAAACAGGUAUAAGACUUUAUAAUGUGGAGCCACUGACAGAAAAAUGUCGACUUGAUUCCGAUAUUGUUGGAAGUGUAGCGAAGGUGGUGAUGCUGCACAGAACUAACUUGAUUGCGCUUAUUGGUGGUGGAAGACGCCCUAAACUUGCUUCGAAUACUAUUGUUAUUUGGGAUGAUAAACGAAAAGGAUUUGUGUUGGAAUAUACUUUUGAUGAUGAUGUUUUGAAUGUACGAAUGAGACGAGAUAAGCUUAUUGCUGUAUUAGCAAGAAAAGUCUACGUAUUCACAUUUCCGAAUGAUUCUAAAAAGAUAUCGGAGAUAAGUACCAAAGUCAAUCCCUUAGGACUGUGUGAGCUUUGCACAAGUUCUGAGAAACAACUCAUUGCUACUUUAGGUCAUAAAGUUGGCACAAUUCAGCUAAUGGACUUAUCUGCAGCUGACACUGGUGACUCGACUUCCCCAGUUAAUAUAAAUGCACAUAAGGGUGAAUUGGCAUGCAUUGCUCUGAAUCAUCAAGGCACAUUGGUUGCAACGGCAUCAGACAAAGGAACUUUGAUUAGACUCUUCGAUGUCCAAACCAGACAUCAGCUGGUAGAACUGCGAAGGGGAACUGAUCAAGCUACAUUAUAUUGUAUGAAUUUUAGCAGCGAUUCUUCGUUUUUAUGUGUGUCUAGUGACAAAGGCACUGUUCAUAUAUUUGCACUUAAGGAUACUGCUUUGAAUCGCCGAUCAGCCUUUGCUAAAGCAGGUAAAGUUGGUAUGUCAAAUCGGUAUACGGAUUCACAAUGGAGUCUUGCGAACUUUACUGUUCCUGCCGAAUGUGCAUGCAUCUGUACUUUUGCUAGUUCCAAUUCUGUUGUUGCAGUCUGCCUUGAUGGUACUUUUCAUAAAUAUGUCUUCACACCUGAGGGAACUUGUAACAGAGAAGCCUAUGAUAUUUACCUCGAAGUUGGUGACGAGGCUGAUUUUUAAUUUAUAAUUUUGUUAUCUUUAUUUUUUUCAUGUCCACUGCUGUUGAGAUUAUCCCUCUGUAUAGAUUCUUUUUGUUUUGCCUCUCAUUUUCAUAAUACAUGUAUAUUAUCUUCUGACAUAUUUAUUGUGAGGUAUAAAGUACUUCUAAAAAAUGAUUGUUCUGGCAUGGUAUUGUUGCAAACCAUAAUUCUAUCUUUGAUGAGCAUGUUCCUAACUCUUUGGGGAUGCACAAACAAUUCAACCUUCAUUGAUGAAAUAAUCCAGAUUGGAAAAUUGUAAAACUGUGAUGGAGUAUUUAGUCAUUUUUGCUCUAACGUUUUGUGAAUCUGAGAAUGGAUUUCUGUAGAAUGACUAGACAAAAUAGGUUUUUUGAGUGUCAAGCAAAGAUUGAGAAGAGGGGGGUUGAAUACCAUAAUUCUGUCUCAAAAUAAAUUGAUUACCAAACAUUUCACUUUCUUACAGUUUGAUAAUUCAAAUCCCCAUGUUGUAAUACCUGUUUGUGUUUGUUUUACUUUCAUUUCAUCUUUAUAUUAAAAUUUGUGCAAUCCUGUGCUU